Messenger RNA from Arabidopsis arenosa, 3044 nucleotides. The record is from the annotation of a GenBank genome assembly. NCBI's taxonomy places the organism in Eukaryota, Viridiplantae, Streptophyta, Magnoliopsida, Brassicales, Brassicaceae.
AUCGAUAAACUCAAAGGAGAUGGAUUCAACAAAUGGUAACGGGGCUGAUCUUGAAUCAGCAAAUGGAGCAAACGGGAGUGGGGUGGUUACUGAUGCAUUACCACCUCCUCCACCAAUUAUACCUCCAAAUGUGGAACCAGUUCGUGUUAAAACUGAACUUGCUGAGAAGAAGAACUUGCGAGUUCCUAUGGCUAGAAAAGGCUUUGGAACAAGGGGACAAAAGAUUCCAUUGUUGACUAAUCAUUUCAAAGUCGAUGUGGCUAAUCUUCAGGGCCAUUUCUUCCACUACAGUGUUGCGCUAUUCUAUGAUGAUGGUCGUCCUGUUGAAGCAAAGGGGGUUGGAAGAAAAAUCCUUGACAAGGUGCAUGAGACUUACCAUUCUGAUCUAGAUGGUAAAGAGUUUGCUUAUGACGGUGAGAAGACGCUGUUUACAUAUGGAGCUUUGCCUGAUAACAAGAUGGAUUUUUCUGUGGUGCUUGAGGAAGUAUCUGCUGCAAGGACGAAUGGAAACGGUAGCCCCAAUGGGAAUGAAAGUCCAAGUGAUGGUGAUAGGAAAAGACUGCGUAGGCCUAACCGGGCCAAAAACUUUAGAGUGGAGAUCAGCUAUGCGGCCAAAAUUCCUCUACAAGCUCUUGCUAAUGCAAUGCGGGGACAAGAAUCAGAGAACUCCCAGGAGGCAAUACGGGUUCUUGAUAUCAUAUUGAGGCAACAUGCUGCUAGACAAGGUUGCUUGCUUGUUCGACAGUCUUUUUUCCACAAUGAUCCAAGUAACUGUGAACAAGUUGGUGGUAACAUCUUAGGAUGUAGGGGAUUUCACUCCAGUUUCAGAACAACGCAGGGUGGCAUGUCACUUAAUAUGGAUGUUACAACCACCAUGAUCAUCAAGCCUGGUCCAGUGGUUGAUUUCCUAAUUGCUAACCAAAAUGCGAGGGAUCCUUAUUCGAUUGACUGGUCUAAGGCUAAAAGAACCCUUAAGAACCUAAGGGUUAAGGUCAGCCCCUCAAACCAAGAAUUCAGGAUCACCGGAUUGAGUGACAAGCCUUGCAGGGAACAAACGUUCGAAUUGAAGAAAAGGAACCCAAAUGAAAAUGGCGAGUUCGAUAUUACUGAAGUGACGGUUGCUGACUACUUCCGUGAAACAAGGCAUAUUGAUUUGCAAUAUUCUGCGGAUCUGCCGUGCAUCAAUGUUGGGAAGCCAAAGCGACCCACUUACAUUCCUCUUGAGCUCUGCUCCUUGAUUCCACUUCAGAGGUACACAAAAGCACUUAACACAUUCCAAAGAUCUGCCCUUGUUGAGAAAUCCAGACAGAAACCCCAAGAGAGGAUGACUGUUCUGUCCAAAGCUCUGAAAGUUAGCAACUAUGAUGCUGAGCCACUCCUGCGUUCAUGUGGCAUUUCGAUCAGCUCCAACUUUACUCAGGUGGAGGGUCGUGUUCUACCAGCUCCCAAGCUGAAAAUGGGAUGUGGAUCUGAACUCUUUCCCAGAAAUGGUCGCUGGAAUUUCAACAACAAGCAAUUUGUUGAGCCCACCAAAAUUGAACGAUGGGUUGUUGUCAAUUUCUCUGCUCGCUGUAAUGUACGUCAAGUUGUUGAUGAUCUGAUCAAAAUUGGAGGAUCAAAAGGAAUUGAAAUUGCUCCUCCCUUUCAAGUGUUUGAGGAGGGUAAUCAAUUCCGCCGUGCUCCUCCUCUUAAUCGCGUUGAGAACAUGUUUAAGGACAUCCAGUCUAAACUCCCUGGUGUCCCACAAUUCAUACUAUGUGUGCUCCCCGAGAAAAAGAACUGUGAUCUCUAUGGUCCAUGGAAGAAGAAAAACUUAACUGAAUUCGGCAUUGUUACUCAAUGCAUGGCUCCGACGCGGCAACCUAAUGAUCAGUAUCUUACAAACUUACUUUUGAAGAUUAAUGCAAAGCUUGGAGGCCUGAACUCAAUGUUAAGUGUAGAGCGUACACCUGCCUUCACUGUGAUUUCCAAGGUUCCAACCAUUAUCCUUGGGAUGGAUGUUUCACAUGGAUCUCCUGGACAGUCUGAUGUCCCGUCCAUUGCUGCUGUGGUGAGUUCUAGGGAGUGGCCACUAAUCUCCAAAUAUAGAGCAUCUGUUCGGACACAGCCUUCUAAGGCUGAGAUGAUUGAGUCCCUUUUCAAGAAAAAUGGAACUGAAGACGAUGGCAUCAUCAAGGAGUUGCUGGUUGAUUUCUACACCAGCUCGAAUAAGAGAAAGCCAGAGCAUAUCAUAAUUUUCAGGGAUGGUGUGAGUGAAUCUCAAUUCAAUCAGGUUCUGAAUAUCGAACUCGAUCAGAUCAUCGAGGCUUGCAAGCUCCUUGAUGCGAAUUGGAACCCAAAAUUCCUCUUGUUGGUAGCUCAAAAGAAUCAUCAUACAAAGUUCUUCCAGACAUCGUCUCCUGAUAAUGUUCCCCCAGGGACAAUCAUUGACAACAAAAUAUGUCACCCAAAGAACAAUGAUUUCUACCUCUGUGCUCAUGCAGGAAUGAUUGGAACUACCCGUCCAACUCACUACCACGUCCUGUAUGAUGAGAUUGGUUUUUCACCUGAUGAACUUCAGGAACUUGUCCACUCGCUCUCCUAUGUGUACCAAAGAAGCACCACUGCCAUUUCUGUUGUUGCGCCGAUCUGCUAUGCUCACUUGGCAGCUGCACAGCUUGGGACGUUCAUGAAGUUUGAAGAUCAGUCUGAGACAUCAUCAAGCCAUGGUGGCAUCACAGCUCCAGGACCAAUCUCUGUUGCACAGCUCCCAAAACUCAAAGACAACGUCGCCAACUCCAUGUUCUUCUGUUAAAUGAGCAGUCCUACUUGGCUCAGUAAGUAAGUAGUAGUUAAAUCAGCUUUCUGACUUUUAUCUUAGGAUCUCUCUCGGCUUUAAGCGUUUAAGGCAUCAAACACUAAGGCUUGGUAUGUUUUUUGUGACUAUUAUCGCCAGCCUUGUUUGCCUGUUGGGGUUUGAAUAUGCUUUUGCCCCUUUUAACUAUUCGGUUGUUUGGUUAAAGACAUUGUAGUGAAUAUCUAAGUUCAGGAAGUUACCCUUUUGU